AUGCACCAAGAACACAAAGCCAGUGAGGUUAGCAAAUGCUUCAAGCUAGUGGAUUAUUCAACAGAAGAUAGCACUGCAGUGUCAUUCGAAACCAAACUGUAUAGUUACUAUUGCAAAAUAUGCAACGAACACUGCUUUGUAUGUGACUCUCCACUUAACGAUUUACCAAAUCGCAAAAAUGACAAAUCAAAAGUAAUAACCAUGAACAGGUUUGCCAGAGGAUAUGUUUUAACUGGGGCCACUGUCUAUAUAAGAAAGAAGGGCGGGAUUGAACGGCAAAUUAGGCUAAAGUGCAAAGGCUGCAAUGUAUCCGUUGGAUAUUACUGUAAAGAAAUAAACUGCGGAACUAAUAACGAUAGGAAUACUGGGCAACCUUUUGGUAAUCAACAUGUUUAUGUUUUUUAUGAAGUACUAGUGUGA
Babesia microti strain RI is the source of this 420-nucleotide messenger RNA. RefSeq names its product conserved Plasmodium protein, unknown function. The transcript has 3 exons. NCBI's taxonomy places the organism in Eukaryota, Apicomplexa, Aconoidasida, Piroplasmida, Babesiidae. The record is from RefSeq and is a predicted model, not a curated record. The coding region runs from base 1 to 420 and encodes 139 amino acids.